AUGUCGUUUACUUCUACAUCUCUGUUCGAUACUACCCCCAUGAGGGGCCUCUCGGGUAUGCUUUACAAGUGGCUCCCCAAGGACGAUACCUCGAAUGCCCCAGCCGUCCCUGCCGCAUCCGUUGCCUCUACCCCGAGGACAACCUUGGGAAAGCGGAAGAGAGAUGCACCCACCCAGCCGAGGCAGACACCCGUCCAGCCAAAUCCGGCACCGGCCGAGCCAAGGUCGUAUGGCAUGCGUAACAGGCCAGCCAAGUCGUAUGCCGAAAUCGACUCUGACGACGAACUCAUCGACGAGUCUGACCCCGGCUCCGAUUCUGACUCCGACUAUGAUACUGCUCCUCGAAAGAAGCCACAGAAGCCCAAAACCAAGCCUCUCCCCAAACACCUCAUCUUCCCCUUCAUGCGCCUCCCCCGGGAGCUCCGCGACAUGAUCUACGCCCACGCCCUCACCGACCCCAUCGGCGCCCUCUACAUCGAAGAGCGCUUCCACCGCUACCGCCGCAAAGCCGCCCGCGUCGACGCCGGCCCGCAAUCCUACCUCGCCAACUACUCGCACUGGACCGAGCAGAACCCCGCCCAAGCCAUGGCCCGCUGGCCCAUCGCCGAGGGCUACUACGCGCCGAACGCCAAACGCCCAAAACCGCACCGCGCCACCCUCUCCCCCUCCCUCCUCGCCGUCUCCCGCCGCAUCAACGCAGAGGCGACGAGCGUCCUGUACAGCCAGCCCCUCGUCUUCGCCGACGCCGGCGCCCUGCACGCCUUCCUCGCACCGCUGCCCGUCGCCCCCGCGAGGGAGGCUCUGCGGGACGUCACGGUGCUGGGCGUCCGCGGCUCUUGGGAACGCAGCAUGCGCGCGGCGUUCGACGUCGCGGCGUUGACGCUGCUGGCCGAGGGCGCGACGAAUCUGAAUGUGCUGAGGUACCAUGAUGAGGGUUUCCGCGACGAGCCGAGUGCGGACGAGGGCCCGCGUCGCGCGGCGAGGAGGUUUUAUCGUCGCGCUCUUCAUUGGCUGGAUGUCGUUGCGCGGGAGAGGGGCGUGGAUGAGGCGGUGGGGGUGGUGCAGGUCAUCUGUUUGAAUAAUGAGGUUUGGGGAAGGGAUGAUCCGGACGUGAUGAUAGGGGAGUAUUGGGACGAGUUGAAGAGGCCACCAGCACCCGCCCAAAACCGUGCCGUGGUGGAUGCAGCAACAAUGGGAUCAUUACACCCAAAUCACGAACUGGAAGGCCUAGCCAGCCAGAGCCGACAGCAAAGCGCCACACCUUGUCACGACAAUUCGGCCCCGGAGAUCAGUAGAUCAAGCAGUCCUGUCUCUGGAUGGUUCGGCAGAGGUCACGCGCAGCCUCAGGAUGAUCCUCCUUCGUUCCACGAAAGCACGAACGCUCUCAACCCAGCAACAAAAUCUCACUUCAUCGAAGAUGCAACCCAGCUCCAGCCAACUGAUAGCCGUACAUCGAGGACAGCAUCAUGGAGAAUCCACUGGAGAUCACCGACGCUCAUGAUGUUUUUCCUCAUCGCUGGCAUAGCAUUUGCUUUGGGGCACCACUUUCAUUAUCAGUCUUUGGACGGUACCACCGUUUCCACAGAGACUAGUCAGCAAUGGGCCAUCAGAAUUGGAACUGGCCUUGCCUUCCUGUGCAAAACAUCUUUAGCCGCCUCGGUUGGCGUAGCAUAUACACAGCGGUUAUGGGUAACGGUGAAGAAGAGAGUGCUGAGCCUGCAGAACUUGGACGAUGCCUUCUCUCUUACAACAGACCCCUUUUCGUUCUUCAGCUCACGGGUGCUGAUCAGCGCUAAGCUGCUAUGCCUGCUUGCGGCGUGCAUGUGGUGCAUCCCCAUCGUUGCCACGAUAACUCCAGCAACUCUGUCAGUCCGGGCUGGUCUAUCCAAUGACACUUCUUCAAUGAGGGUCCCUCGUCCCUCAUACGGCAACGAAAUUUGGGGUAUCACAUGGGUCAAUUUUGAAGGUGUAGGCCGGAUCGAGUCGCCUUCAGCCGCCGUCAAUCGUCUGAUAGCCACGACGUCCUCGUCUAUCGCCAUCCUGCCUUUUACUGCUCCGUCUCCGAAUUCUUCGUACACCCUAGACUUUUACGCACCGGCAAUCAAGUGCGAAACCCUCUCCGCAGCAAUUUCCAACAACACCAUCAAACUGGACGACCCGACAACGCUAGAAAAAGCUUGGAACGAGUCCAUGUACUCCGACAUGAAAAAGUCCUCGACAUUCGAGCAGCUCUAUAUCGGCAAGACAAUGAGCGUCCUCGACACGUACUACAUCCCCAACCACUUCUUCAUCAACACCAACGGCGCCAGCGGCCGCAACUACUCGUGCCACAUGUGGAACGCCUCCUACACCGUCGACUUCGUCAGCCUCUCCGGGACCCUCUCCUCCACCAUCACGGACCUCUCCCCCGUCUCCCCCCUCGCCAUCAACGGGUCCGGCGUCGCCACCGCCGACUACGCGCCCGGCGAAAUCGCCUACUGGUCCCUCUACUCCGCCCUCUCCGACAUCAUCGUCACGAGCGUCUACUACGGCUCGACCUGCUCCCUCAACGGCGCCGACACGUCCAUCUUCAAGUCAGGCAUACCCGCAUGCCCGGAGAUCAUGAACGACACGGUGGGCGGAUGCAGCGGUAGCGGCGCGAGCAGCGGGUUCCAAAGCAUCCUCUCGCCGUGGAUGUGCCGCGGCGGGUCGGUGCCGCGCGCGGUCGAGGACCUCUCGCACAACGUCAGCCUCAGCCUCAUGAGCUCCGCCCUAUUCUCCAACGCCACCGACGCCGCCGUGACCGUGUCGCUGCCGCAAAACUACUACGCGUACAACCGGCGCAAUCUGCUGUGUGCGUAUCUCGCGGCUGUCGUGGCGGCGCUGGCGUGCGUGGCCGUCGGCGCGCAUGCGUACGGCGUGAAUGGGUAUAGCGCCAGUCAGUCGUUUUCGAGUGUUUUGUUCACGACGAGGAAUCCGGACUUGGAUGCGUUGGCGCGGGGGCAGUGCUUGGGGGAGCAGCCGACGCCGGGGGAGGUGAAGGGGACGAUGUUGAGGUAUGGCGUGUUGAGGUCGGGGGGUGGAGGGGUGCCGCAUGUGGCGUUUGGGCUGAGGGAUACGGUCGGGCCGCUGAAGAAGGGCGAGCUGUGUUCGUGA
Messenger RNA from Diplodia corticola, 3135 nucleotides. Its product is annotated as formylmethionine deformylase-like protein. The coding region runs from base 1 to 3135 and encodes 1044 amino acids. The record is from RefSeq and is a predicted model, not a curated record. The transcript is spliced from 4 exons. Lineage: Eukaryota; Fungi; Ascomycota; Dothideomycetes; Botryosphaeriales; Botryosphaeriaceae.